AUGUCCUCCACGCGCGCUCGCAAGGAUCCGCUUCGCCGGAUCGGCAACGGCAAUGCUGUCGCCGGUGGUCUCGACAUGACGCGCGUCGGCAUCCUUAGCGACCGCGAACUUGCCUUUUUCCAACGUCUUGCCUACACCGGGUCGCAGGCGGCGGAACAGCAGCAGCGCGACGCCCGAAAGCAGGAGGAAGACCGUCGCCGCGAGCUGUCCAAGACUCGCACGGCCGGUUGGACCGACACGAUCGAGGCACGCCAUGACCAAUUUGUCCAGGCACAGCAAGACGCCAAGGAUGCCGCGGAGGCGCGUCAGAAGGUGCUCGACGAGCUCUACGCCAAGCAGCUCGAGGAGGAGCACAAAGCCGUCAUUGCGCGCCAAGCGCUGGAACAUCUCAAGGAAGACCCGCGCGGACGCCAUCUGCGCUCGAUGAACAUGCUGCACGAGGCACUGAAGGCUCGCAAGGAGCAGGUGGCCUACAAGCAGAUGCUCCAGCGCGAGGACGAGGCGCAGAACGCGAACGCUCAGCGCGAGUUCCAGCUGCAGCGGUGGGGCGACCAGGCCGAGGAGCUGCACAAGAAGCUCAAAGCACGCCAGCGCAACGUCGAAGAGAAGAACGCCAACUUAGAAACUGUGCUCUUCCAGAUCGAUCAACGACGACAGGAGCGUGCGGUGCAGCAGCAGGACCGCAAGCACAUCGAUCAAGAGGCUGCCGAGGAGCGUGCCGAGCAGCAGGAAGAAGCAGCGCAGCGUCGUGCUCGAGAGCUUGAGAAUGGCGCCUACAACAAGGCGCACAGCCGUCCCGCGCUGACCAGGUCGGAGAAGCUGCAGACUCGUGUGGCCGAAAAUGUCAAGGACGAGGCCGCGCUGCGGGCCGAGGAGGAGAAAGUCGACAGCAUCAAGCGCUGGGUUAUGGAACGCCAGCAGAAUAAGCUGGCGGCGUUCGAAGAGCGAAAGAAGGCAGGCCUGCGGCGGUACCUUGACGAGGCAAAGCAGGAGAACCUGCCGACGUAUCGCACGCAGGAUGUGUUUGAGAAGGGGGAGAGCUUCCUGCAGAAGCUCUACGACGGCGACGUGAAGCAGCAGGAGAAGCAGCACGAAUAUCGCCUCGAGAUGGAGCAGCAGCGGCUAGAGAUGGAGGAGCAGAAGGCGGCGGAGGCGCGAGGUGAUGUCGUCGGCAGCGGCGACGGCGCCGACGGAAGCACCUCACGACGACACGCCGCUGCCACGACUGCCGCCGGCUUUCUCAACAAGGCCGAGGAGAUGGCGUACGCGGAGGAGAUGCGUCGCUACCCGGAGCAGCUGAGGGCAAAGGAGGCCGAGGAGGCCGCCGCCCGUCGCGCCGAGGCGUUGCGAAUCGAGCGCAUUCAGAAACUGCAGGCCGCCGAGAAGCGCGAGAACGCGCGCCGCGCCGUCGAGGCUCGUCGUGAAGAGUUUCGGCAGCAGCAAUCCCAGCAGGAGGCGGACGACGCGCGGUAUCGGGCCUACAUCGACUCCGUGGUACCGGCCGACAUGGACCCGAUACUGUACCGCAAAGCCACUCAGCUGCAUUGA
Messenger RNA from Leishmania major strain Friedlin, 1548 nucleotides. RefSeq lists its product as hypothetical. The transcript has a single exon. The coding region runs from base 1 to 1548 and encodes 515 amino acids. The record is from RefSeq and is a predicted model, not a curated record. NCBI's taxonomy places the organism in Eukaryota, Euglenozoa, Kinetoplastea, Trypanosomatida, Trypanosomatidae.